This is a messenger RNA of Cyprinodon tularosa, 6177 nucleotides long. It is a transcript of the gene n4bp1, whose product is annotated as nedd4 binding protein 1. The record is from RefSeq and is a predicted model, not a curated record. Lineage: Eukaryota; Metazoa; Chordata; Actinopteri; Cyprinodontiformes; Cyprinodontidae. Gene Ontology annotation, molecular function: RNA binding. Gene Ontology annotation, cellular component: PML body; nucleus. Gene Ontology annotation, biological process: negative regulation of proteasomal ubiquitin-dependent protein catabolic process; negative regulation of protein ubiquitination. The coding region runs from base 395 to 3316 and encodes 973 amino acids. The transcript is spliced from 12 exons.
UAUAAUGAUAUAAAAUCUGUUUUGGUUCGCUCGGCCCACUUAUGUCACCUUAUUGGUGGUAUUUUUAUUGCCUAGGUGUCAGACAAUGGAUUACUUUGAGCGGACUUUUUGUUUUCAUAAGUGUCUGCCAGAUAAUCAUCUUAGGACAUAACACUUGACUGGGCUGUCGUGCUUUGAUGAGGCCAUCACUGGGACUUUCCGGAUACGUCAGACCGAGCUUCCGACUUGUUAACGCUAGUUGCUGCCGAAACGUUCAUGUCGUUAGUGGUGGUUAACGUUACGUUGAAACUCCGAGGUAAACGCGGACAGGAGACCAUGAACACCUCCAGAACCCGCCAGCAGCCCCAGGAGGUCUGAACAGAGAGGCGUGGUGGUCAGAGAGCGACAGGGCGGGAUGUCAACAACUCGGCCUCUGCUCGGAAUGAGACGAGUCACCGAGCUAGCGUACCCUGAACAGCCGGGCACCAGGCUCUCCGCUUCGGCCGGCAGGCAGCAGACAGAGGCCCUCACAGUGGACGAGUUUACGGUCCUUGAGGACAAAGAAGACGAGUUGAAGAGCGCCAGGCCCCGAGUGGAGCAGGUUUUUAAAGUGACGUUCACAAUUAUCGGUCUGUUGGACCAUACAGGACAGCCGCACGGCAGCAAAACAACCCGGCAGAUAUGGCUUCAGCUCCGGGGGGACAGAGACGACGUGUCCAAGGCGAAGGAGUAUGUCCGAGGGCUCUGCGACCCAGAGCUGCAGAAAGAAGAGCGCUAUCCUACUGACAUGCACUGCAUCUUCGCCGGGGCCAGGGGCCUCUUUCUGGACAGACUCAUACGUGACACCAGCGCCGAGGUUCUGGUGCCAGAGCCGGGUCGUCUGUGGCUGGUGGGCCGAGCUGAGCCUGUUGUGAUGGCUCAGAGUAGAGUCCAGCAGUUUGUGGCACUCUUCCAAGAGAAAAAGAGUCUGCCAAGUGACAGAGAAUCGGCAGUGAAGCGAGCGUUCAAGUCGUUUGUGGAAGAAAGAGAUGAUAAAUACACUAUGGAGCUCCUGCUGCUGCCCAGUGCCCUGAAGGAAGAGUUACUGGGACUGGUUCACAGCCCCACCAGCACAAACACAUCUGCUUUGGUGAACCAGGUGCUGCUACCCACCAUGGCAGAGGUGGAUCAGGACCGCUCCCAGAGCAGCACUCCGGUGACGGAACUCUCCAACCGCAUCCUGGACACCAGCUUCGAUGAGAAAGGUGGUGCAGCGUCUUCAGUCUGUGGAGGCGGGAAAGCAGGGGGCCGGAUAGUGGUGGGUCAAGAGGGGGUCCUGCUCAACGGCACUCGGCCCUCACACAAGCGGCGCUCGUCCGAGAGUGAGACUCGAGACACAAAGAGACAAUACUCACUGGAGCGGAAGGAGGAGUCGCCUGAGAGAAUGGCGAGGGAGCGUACCCGGGACAGGGAGGUUCGAGGGGCCGGCAGCAGCUGCAGGUCCAAAACCCCAUCUGCUUCCUCAACGAUCGCAACGCCCUCCUCCUCCUACUCAGGAAAGGCAAACACAGUGGCCGGUCCAAUCACACAGGAGUCCUACGAGGGCAUCCCAGACGAUGGAGAGGCAGUCAGCCCGGAAACCAACCUCCGCUGCCUGGUCAAUUUUUUCAGAACCAUGGGCUACCAGCAGGAAGUGGUGGAACGUGUUGUCAAGUCAACAGGACAGACUGAGGACACCUUUCUUAUCCUGGAGAAAAUAGUUGAAGAAACCAAACGUUGUGAGCAGGACUCAAAAGGAGGAGACAGAGAGAGACAAAUGAACGCUGUGCAUGCGUCUGACAAUCUCUCCUCCUCCUCUUCUUCUUCUUCCUCCUCCUCCUCUGCGGUGUCCUCGUCCACAGUGUCCCGUUUUAGGGAAAAGGAGCGAGAGAUCGGAGACACAGGGAGAUCGAAGGAGAACAUAAAGCCGAGCCAACGAGGAGGAAGUAGCAAUGGUUUGGGACAUAGGCGGAAGUGCAGUGGCAGUGAAACGAGCACACAGCAGGCCAUCACGAUCAAAAGAAGCUCCAGUGCUCAGGGUGGAGCAGGGAACUAUGAGGUAAUUACGAUCGACGAUGACGACGACGUCAUUCCCACUAAUGCCAAAACAGCAGACGGUAGAAAGUCUCGGAUAAUGACGAUGCCACACCCUGACACCACACAGUCUGGAUCUCGAACGGACUACCUGGCUCGAGGAGGGGGCGGAGUCACCCAGCGGGAUUACCUGUCGCGAUGCGGGACUCAAACUUUGGGUGGAUCUGUAAAAGUGGAGAACAUGACACCGCUGCGCAGCACCCCUGCAUGGUCAGCUCAGCCAAUCAACCGAACAGCACCCUCUGCCUAUCAGACCAUCGCCCAUACAGGAUUUCAGGGGGGCAUGGCCCGGACCCCUCCUGCAAACGAACCCCCGGCCCCUCCGGUUACUGGUCUGGCUCGGUUUCACCAGUCGCUGCGGACUCCUUUUACCUUGAACCUGCCCAACGAGCGGGGAAACCCAGACCUGAGGCACAUCAUCAUAGACGGAAGCAACGUGGCGAUGGCUCAUGGUCUUCAUCGGUUUUUCUCAUGCCGUGGCAUCGCCCUGGCUGUGGAGACCUUCUGGAGGAGGGGCCACAGGGAGAUCACAGUGUUUGUCCCGCAGUGGCGUCAGAAGAGAGACCGACUUGCUACAGAACAACACUUCCUGAACCAGCUGGAAGACCUGCGACUGCUCUCCUUCACCCCGUCCAGAGAAGUCUGUGGCCAGAGAAUAUCUUCACAUGACGACAGGUUCCUGCUGCAUCUUGCUGAGAAAACAGACGGGAUAAUCGUCACCAACGACAACCUGCGGGACUUUGUCGACACCUCGGACACAUGGCGUCGCAUCAUUCAAGAGAGGUUGCUUCAGUUUACCUUUGUUGAGGAUCACUUCAUGAUUCCUGACGACCCGCUGGGAAAAGACGGACCCCACCUGGACGACUUCCUGAGGAAGGAUAACAGGAGGGCUCCAGCUUCCCCCCCGCCUCUCCAGCCUGCAGACCCCCGGGCCACAUCACAGCAGCAGCCCGUUACCGUCCAGACUUUUCGGACCCCCGCCACCAUGACAGCUCACCCCACUGCACACUGGCCCCAUUCUGGCCCUCCGGAAUGGCAUCCGCCCCGCCGCCCUUCCUCGCCCUCCCCAUCCCCCCCGCCACAGCGCUCACCAGGGGAGACGUCAGAGUUGAAGAGGAAGCUGUAUGACAUCUUUCCUGACCAGAAGCAGCGAAUCGACCGAAUCCUCAGCGACAACCCGUACAUGAGAGACCUGAACGCCCUGUCAGGGCUGCUGCUGGGCUGAAAAAACUGAGACAACAUCUGUCCGUCUGUGUUAGGGUAAUUUAUUUGACCAUUUUUUCCUCGUCGGAAGGCACCGAAAUGGUUUUAUUAUUUUGUGGAAAGACUUAUCAUUAAACUAGCUGCUAUCUGCGACAAUGAUUUCUGGGAUAUUUUCCUUAGUUUUUUUGUUUUUGUUUUGUUUUUUUACUUCCUGAAUCAUCAGGGUGAGCAGCACCGGUGUCUGCAGAACAAACGUAUGAACAGUUUUCUUUUCUUCACCUCGAACAAUUCUGUGUUUGUGUGAGAAUGGAUCUCAGCAGCCGGACAACAGGACUUUGAUCGACGGUGGGGACGGCCGCUUUCAGCUCCACAUCAACUCUCAAGGUUUGAAAAUUUUUCUCAGUUACAGAAAAUUACAGAGUGAUUUGAGGUGAAUGGGAAGAGGCAUGUUAGCACCAAAGGCAGCACUGCUUAGAUUAAGAAUAUCCUCUUCAUUUCCAGUGAUAACACCUGAUUCAGUUUAUAUUUCACCCGUUGGAAGUCGUACUUUGAUUAAACUGGUCGCCCUCAUCAGCUUUCCCUUUUUUUCUUUUCUUUCUUUUUUUAUUCCUGAAGCAGAAACAAAACCAGGUGGAGAUCUAUUCAUGCAGCAGGUUUUUUCCCCUCUAUUUAAAACAUCCUCUAACUUUAGACAAGGAAACAAAACAUUUUAAAAGAAAAAAACCUGAAACAACAAUACCUGACCACUAGGUGGGGAUAAGUGUUCAGCAGAACACUGCAGACUACAUCAGACUAUUUUCUUUCCACAGCAGACCAAAAAUCAGGGCUAGUUUUGUUGUUUUGUUUCCUAUCAAAGUGGUCCCAGUUCUUCUAGAGUCAGAACUGGCUCUUGUUCUUGGUUCAUGUUUGAUCCCCCUGCUGUUGAAUUUUGAAAAGGAUCUUAGAAGAUUGAGAUUUUUUUGAAAACACAAAUUGAUCAGUCUGAUGCUGAAAACCUUUUAGAAUAUUUUUGUAAAGGAUUUUUAAGACUGUCGGCAUUUAGUUGCCGGCUGCUGCACGCAUUCUCCUAAAACAGUGUUAUAAACUGGUUCAAACAAGAUCCCUUAAUUCAGAUGUAAAUCCAGUUCUAGAAGCUGCUCUUCAAAGACGAGUUGCAUUCGCUUUUUCACGCUGGAUUUAUUAGCCAAACCUGGCUGAUAAGUAAAUGGAGCAUUUCCGAUAGUUUCUAACAGCUCUUGACGCUGACAUUUAGUUUGAAUUAGAUUUUUAGUCUGAAUUGAAAAUGUGGAGCUCAGAUUAAUCUUUUGGAUUUGACCAAACUGAUACCACUGACUGCUUGAGAUUUUUUGUAAAUGUAAAAUGCAGUAUAGAUAAACUUAUUAGUAGUGGCUACGGUGGGAUCAAAUUGGGUUCAAGUUUAGCAUGGACUUGGUGCAUAGGUGGAACCAGCUUAGUGCUUCUAAUAUAGAAAUAUUUAAGCACUAGAAUCAUUUUGGUACGGAAAGAAAACCUUGGAAAAGCUGAAAAGAACUAAUCAGUCGUUGCAAAAAUUAGCAGUAAUGUCCGGAUUAAGCUGCAAAAAUUAUUUUAGGUAUACAUAAAAACAGCAAUUACAAGAGGAGCAGAGCAGCUCUAUAGUUUAACUUUUAAAAAUGAGCCAUGUCCUGGUAUUGAGCAAUCAGUGAUAUCUAAUGGGCUCUUUCAAGCUUCUGUAAAGGAACUUCUUACAGGUCAGAUGAGUGAAGGAAACUACUUUUACAUGACUCUUCCCUUUCAAAAUGUAUCUGCAAGGAUUUUGAUCUGCAAAGAAAAUAUCUGAAGUAAAUCAUUUCCAACUAGUUGAUAUUCUUUUACAAAUAACCUGAGAGAAUAUAUUUUUGCCAAGAUUACAGAAACAGAAUAUUUUAUUAUUCCUAAAAAUAAAAAUAUUUCUAAAAAUCUGAUUUUAUUUCCUGCCAAACAAUGGUUGCAUGUCAUUAAAAGAUUUAAACAGCAAAGUAUGAAAAACACUGCGUGAAAAUGGUUACAGUUUUGUAGCUGUUGAUCAUUUUACUAGACUAGACCUUAAAGAGCAUUCUGCCAUUUUAGGAGGACUCUAAAUCUGUUUGGAAGUAGGUUGUAGAAGCAGGAUGUGGUGACAUCUAGUGGCAGAAAUUGCAGAAGCUCCACAAACAUGUGAAUGAGAACAAUCUACUUAGACAAUUCUAUUUCAAAACAUUGCUGACGUUUCUUUAAAAGACAUCAGAAAACGCGUACGAAUUAGACCUAGCUCUACUUACGAAACGCUCAUUAAUUUUCCUGCAUUUUAAGUCCCACACUGAACCAGAACUUGCUGCUUUGAUGAUCUAAAACAUCACGUUUGAUGAACAUGCCGUCACUUUUCCUAUGUUCAGUUCUGUGAUACUUGGUGACUCAUGAACCCUGUUGUGGACGGAGUCUAGAUGAAAAACAAACACUACAAUAUUUAUCUUCCAUGUGCAUCUUGGAUUGAGUCCCAGAGGUUUUUUUUUUUUUUUACGUUUGUACCAAUUAUAAAAUGCACUGAACUUAAGCCCUGCAGAGGAUAGGCAAACAGAGAAACAUUUGAUGUUUAUCUCUUAAAAAUUCAUAGAGACAGUGUGGCUGCAGCUUUCGAAUCUUAUGUUCCUCUGGUGUUAGUUUAACCUGAACCCUUCACAUGUUUAAAAUGAAAGAUUCAGCACAGAUACCUUUUUUUGAUGUUAUGUUGUUGCAAUGAUUCUGAAGGACUGAUUUUUUUUUUCCUGUAUCAUAUUUCUUCUGUGUAUAUUGAUUUUUGUUUGUAAAUAUUUGCAUUUUUGCUUACAGUGCAAUUAUUGUUUAUGAUUGUGGAAAAUCAAAAUAAAUGCAGCUGUCCCCAUUGAA